AUGUCUCUGAUGUUGCAUGCCCUACGACACAUUAAGAGGAAAUCCAUACAUAGAGAUCAUCAUGCAGCGCAUGAGAGACUCAUGGCCGACUACUUUGCCGAGUCAUGCACUUACACUGACGCCCAGUUCCGACGCAGGUAUCGAAUGAAAAGGCCUCUCUUUCUACGAAUUGUGGACUCUAUAUCAAAUUACGACGAUUACUUCACACAACGGCGCAAUAAUGCGGGCAAGCUUGGGUUAACGCCUAUCCAGAAGUGUACGGCUGCCAUAUGCAUGCUCGCAUAUGGAGUCGCAGCCGAUGCUUGUGAUGAGUACGUCAAGAUAGGAGAAUCCACUGCUAUCGAGUGUACUCGCAAGUUUUGCGAAGGGGUAAUAGCAUUGUUUCAAGAUGAAUACUUACGACGACCGAAUGUGGAAGACUUGCAGAGGUUGCUCCAAGUUGGACAGGAACGUGGAUUCCCAGGGAUGAUUGGAAGUAUUGAUUGCAUGCACUGGCAGUGGAAAAAUUGUCCUAAGGCUUGGCAAGGGCAGUUUACUAGUGGACACAAGGGUAUGGCAACAGUUAUCCUCGAGGCAGUUGCGUCAUAUGAUUUGUGGAUAUGGCAUACUUUUUUAGGGCUUCCUGGUAGUUUGAAUGAUAUAAAUGUACUAGAUAGGUCACCGAUUUUUGACGACAUUGAGUCGGGUGAAGCUCCAUGGGUAAACUUCACCGUGAAUGGGCGGGAGUACAAUCUUGCAUACUAUCUUGCCGACGAAAUCUACCCUAAGUGGCCUGUCUUCGUGCAGUCAAUUCAAAUGCCCCAAGGCAACAAACAUCAAUUUUUUGCCAAACAACAGGAAUCAUGCAGGAAGGACGUGGAACGCGCAUUCGGGGUACUCCAAGCACGCUUCGCUAUUGUCCGCCAACCAGCUAGAAUGUGGGAUCUUGAUGUCUUAGGAAAAAUAAUGAGGGCGUGCAUUAUUUUACAUAACAUGAUAGUAGAGGAUGAACGAGAUACAUAUUCGCGAAACUGGGAAAAUAUCGACUUUGAACCGUCGAACAAUGCUAGCUCUAGCACCUUUUUUAAUGUUCAAACAGACGUGUUGCCGGAGUUUCAAGUCCAUGUUCAACACCGAUCUGAGGCAGAUAAUCAGACUAGAGCGGAACUACGAGAUAAGACCCAACAUAUUCAGCUGAAGAAGGAUCUCAUCGAGCACAUUUGGCAGAAGUUUGGGACAACCUCCGAUUAG
This is a messenger RNA of Asparagus officinalis (garden asparagus), 1230 nucleotides long. RefSeq lists its product as uncharacterized. Bases 1 to 1230 code for a protein of 409 amino acids. The transcript has a single exon. NCBI's taxonomy places the organism in Eukaryota, Viridiplantae, Streptophyta, Magnoliopsida, Asparagales, Asparagaceae. The record is from RefSeq and is a predicted model, not a curated record.